Parnassius mnemosyne (clouded apollo) is the source of this 5400-nucleotide messenger RNA. The record is from the annotation of a GenBank genome assembly. Lineage: Eukaryota; Metazoa; Arthropoda; Insecta; Lepidoptera; Papilionidae.
AUGUCGGGCCCGGCGCGUGCGCGCCCCAACGCGCUCCACCUCGUGCCCGCCGUCCUCCUGCUGCUGCACUGGAUCCCACAACCUGUCACAGCUGUUAUAUGUAAUCAAACUGUAUGCGACUGUGCCGGUUUAAAAGGAGAUCGAGGAGAUCCAGGUCCUCCCGGAGUCAUUGGUCUACAGGGUGAUUAUGGUGACGAUGGACCUGAAGGACGGAUUGGCAUACAAGGUGAACCAGGUGACUGGGGUGAGCGAGGUGACAGUGGCGACAAAGGCGAACGGGGUUUGGAAGGAAUGUAUGGAGCCAGAGGAUAUACGGGACCCCAGGGACCUCACGGGCCAGAAGGUGUACGAGGUUUACCUGGAUUUGACGGAUGCAGUGGUGUAGACGGUGCCGUAGGACCAAUUGGAAGGCAAGGUCCUCCUGGUGAUAGAGGUCUACCGGGGCCAUAUGGAGAGAAAGGCUCUCAAGGGUUAGCCGGUGAAGGAGGUGUUAACUCCAGAGGUGCAAAAGGAGAUCAAGGAGACUAUGGUCGUCAUGGAUCGCCAGGAGCUCCAGGUCCAAUGGGCUGGCGAGGCGACAGUGGUCUUCGUGGUGAAGAAGGUGAUGAGGGUCAAAUGGGUAUUAAAGGUGAACCAGGUUACAGAGGCGAUCCAGGUGACGAUGUUGUUGGGCCUCCGGGUAUAAAAGGAGAUCAAGGCGAAGUUGGCGAACCCGGAAGACCAGCGACAAUCGUCAACAUUGAUACUUUUAAACACAAUCUUAGCAUAAUAGCUAGAGGAGACAAGGGUGAGAAAGGAUUUAAAGGAAUGCAAGGCGUGAAAGGAAUAAAAGGAGAAAUAGGUUCUAGAGGUCCAAUGGGCCCUUAUGGGCUAAACGGUCCACAAGGAUACAAAGGAGAUCAAGGAGAAGAUGGCCCAAGAGGAAAGCCUGGUCGUAGAGGAAAGGAUGGUCCUCCGGGUCCUAAAGGCGAUAAAGGAGCGCCUGGCUAUGCUGGUUUUGAUGGAGAGGACGGGUUACAUGGACCAUUGGGAGAAGAUGGUAGACCUGGAAUUCCUGGUGAACAGGGACCUAUGGGAGAGCCAGGAAUAUUCGAUGAAAGAUUAAAUGAACCUCUGCUACCUGGUGCACCUGGACCACAAGGUCCUAUUGGUUAUAUGGGGCCAAUAGGAGCUCCUGGAGUUGAUGGACUGCCAGGGUUGCCUGGAAUUAUGGGGCUACCUGGUUUACCCGGUAUAAAAGGAUUUCCAGGUAGAUUAGGAAAUCCAGGAGUUUCUCCUAAGGGAGAGCCAGGAAGCGAUGGUUUCAAAGGUCUACCUGGACCUCGAGGUCAGCCAGGUUUUCCAGGCUUGCCGGGAACUUUGGGUCCCAAAGGAUUUAAGGGAUCAACAGUUAGAGGCCCUGAUGGCGAAGAUGGUAUGCCAGGUACUGAUGGUAUACCCGGACAACGUGGAGACAGAGGUGAACCUGGAUUUUUGGGACCACCAGGAUAUCCUGGUCGUGGAGUGCACGGAAUGGGACCACAGGGAGAAGACGGGCCACCAGGGCCACCUGGUACUGAGGGCGAUUCAGGUGAACCUGGGCGACCAGGAUACCCUGGACCGAAAGGCCAAAGGGGCGAUGACUGUCCUUUCUGUAGAUCAGGUUUACCUGGACCUAAAGGAAAAAGAGGUGAUGACGGUUUUCCAGGACAAAAGGGAUAUCCAGGAUUUGAGGGAUUGCCAGGACCACGCGGUCAAAUGGGUUUUCCUGGUACUUCUGGUAUUCCAGGUCCAAAAGGUCCAAAGGGUAAUAAAGGUCAAUCAGGUAUGGCUGGACCGCAAGGUCUUAAAGGCCAAAAAGGGCGACUCAUACGACCACCGCUCGACUUGACUUUAGCAGAACGCGGCCCGCCUGGAGAUAGAGGUUUCAUUGGCGAGCAAGGUCUAACCGGUGAUGCAGGAUGGCCUGGAUAUCGGGGUGAUUUUGGCCCAAUGGGUAUUAAGGGAAGAAUGGGAGAUUUCGGUCUUCCCGGACUUCCUGGUCGUAAUGGGUCACGAGGACGAGACGGAGCACCUGGUUGGCCGGGUGCACCUGCUGACAUACCAAUCUCGUUCCUACGAGGAGAAAAAGGAGAACCAGGACUGAAGGGUGAGGCUGGUGACAUCGGAGAGCCUGGUUUAGAAGGAGAAGUCGGAGAUUCUUUAGAAAAUGGCAUUAAUGUUAAAGGUGAAAGAGGUCCACCAGGAUACCCGGGCAGGAAAGGUUACCGUGGUCGAAAAGGAGAGCGUGGGGACAUGGGCUACGAUGGAUAUAGAGGUAUUCCAGGUGACCAAGGUCCACCAGGUAUAUCAAUACAAGGACCUAUGGGAAUAAAGGGAUUUGUUGGUGAAAAAGGAGAAAUAGGCCCAAGCGGAGAGUCUGGCACACGUGGACAACGUGGUCCUACUGGUUUUGGAGGAAAUAAAGGGCAAAAAGGAUCACGUGGUGAAGCUGGUCUUGCAACACUAUAUGGCGAAAGAGGUAUUGACGGUUACCCCGGAGAACAAGGUGAUGUUGGCGAACCUGGUUACCCUGGUACACCGGGUCGCGCUGGUGUUAUUGGAAUUAAGGGACAAACUGGAGAGCCUGGAGAUGUAGGCCUAGAAGGACCACGUGGACCACCAGGAAGAAAAGGCUUACCAGGAAUAAUAGUUCAAGGAGCUCCUGGAUUGCAUGGACGACCAGGCUUACCAGGACUAAUGGGCCAAAUUGGAGAACCAGGGUUACAGGGACUUAACGGUUUGCAAGGUGAUGUUGGUCCUAAAGGAAUGAAGGGAGAAGCCGGGCGAACUGGAGCACGAGGAUGGACUGGUGAUAUGGGUCCUGUUGGAUUUCCUGGGUUCCCAGGAGUAAUGGGUAAACCCGGAUCUAGCGGUGAAACUGGGGACCGCGGUGAGACGGGAGCUCCUGGAUAUCCUGGACAGCCAGGCAGGAUAGGUUUACAGGGGCCGGAGGGACCAAAAGGUAUGAGAGGCAAUGUAGGUUUCCCAGGAAGAACAGGACUUGAUGGACUGACCGGUAUGAAAGGAGAAAGAGGUGAUGUAGGUUUUACUGGCUUGCAAGGAAUGCGUGGUGAAAAUGCAAUAAGUGGGAAUAAAGGUGACAUCGGAGAACCGGGAUUAGACGGAUUAUCAGGUAUACCAGGCGUUCCAGGCUUAAGAGGGUUUAAAGGAGAUAGGGGAAACCCUGGAUUAGCAAUUGGAGGAUAUGAAGGCUUGAAGGGUGAACAAGGUGAAGCUGGUUUUCCAGGUCGUCCUGGUUUUAAUGGAACUAAAGGAGAAUUAGGUGACUACGGAUUUGACGGUGUUAGAGGUGAAAUUGGUGACAAAGGAUAUCCAGGGAUAUCUGGACGCCCAGGUAGACAUGGAUUCAACGGAAUUAAGGGAAGAAGAGGACUUAGAGGGCUGAUUGGACAAACUGGCACAAAAGGUGACCUAGGUAUGGAUGGUGAGCCAGGAAUUAUGGGUAGACCUGGUCUUCCGGGAGAUGAAGGGUUGCCUGGUCCAACAGGAAGCAGAGGAGAAAUGGGCCUUAAAGGAGAACAGGGUGAAAUGGGUAUUACUACCUAUUUGCCUUCUACAAAAGGAGACAUGGGCGAUAUGGGAAUGGAUGGAAUACCUGGUAUGAAAGGAGAAAAAGGUGAAUCUGGCUUCUAUGGAAUUAAGGGUAUUAAAGGUGAACGCGGUGAUAUUGGAUUCCAAGGACUAAUGGGUGAUGAUGGAUUACCUGGAAUGAAGGGUUUAAUAGGUGAUCAAGGGCCACCAGGUUUACCUGGAUUAAAUGGCAUAAACGCUGAAAGAGGGGAAAAGGGCAGAGCAGGUAUCGACGGACUACAUGGAUGGCCUGGGCCGAUGGGUCAAAAAGGUGCCCCUGGUGAAUAUGGUAUAAAUGGUCCUAUUGGUGAAGCUGGGCCGCCUGGCUUAAGUUUUCAAGGCCCUAAAGGUUUCAAAGGCAUGGAUGGAAAUGUCGGUAGACAAGGAGCACCAGGUAAACCUGGCCCUCGGGGUAUGGAGGGAACUCCUGGAUUACCGGGCCGGGUAGGAGAUGUCGGUGAUCAAGGAUCAGCAUAUAGCCCCAAAGGAGAAAGAGGUGACCAAGGAUGGCAAGGAUUAGAAGGCUAUAGAGGAGAAAAGGGAGAUUCAGGCGAGGCUGGAUUUGAUGGAUAUUCAGGCCAACAAGGACCUACAGGAUUUAAAGGAGAAAGGGGUGACGAGGGUUUACAAGGUAUAAUCGGCUUCAGAGGAUUGAAAGGAAGGAGGGGAGACAAAGGGGAUACUAUUCAUCCAUCUGAAAUAUUGCCCGGUCCUCUUGGAGAUAUUGGCCCUGAAGGGUUCCCUGGACGUCGCGGUCAAGAUGGAAUGCCUGGAGCUUUCGGUCGUGAUGGUUUACCGGGUGUAAAAGGAGAGCGUGGAGAUAUCGGUUUUCCAGGGAAUGAAGGACCUCCUGGACUGCAAGGCUUACAAGGAAUUAAAGGCAACGUUGGUUUUGUCGGAUACGAUGGCCAACAAGGUGCACCGGGAGCGCCAGGAGCACCAGCACCACCUCCACCGAUACCAAAAUCGAGAGGUUUUUACUUUGCAGUACAUUCACAAACAAGAAUGAUUCCGCAGUGUCCAGCUGGUACUUCACCUCUUUGGGAUGGAUUCUCCCUAAUACACAUUGUUGCAAAUGCUAAUGCCCAUGGACAAGACUUAGGUGCCCCAGGAAGUUGUCUGCGCAAAUUUUCAACGAUGCCAUACAUGUUUUGCAAUCUAAACAACGUAUGUAAUUUCGCGCAACGCGAAGAUUACAGUUUUUGGCUCUCUACCCCAGAACCUAUGCCUAUGGCUAUGACACCUAUACAAGCAAGAGAUGUUGGAUCGUAUAUAUCCAGAUGUCAAGUGUGUGAAUCGUCAACAAGAACCAUUGCCAUACACAGUCAAAGUAAUGAAGUACCUACCUGUCCACAAGGCUGGGAUGAAUUAUGGAUAGGCUAUAGCUUUUUAAUGCACACGGCUGGUGCAGGCGCGGCUGGACAAAGUUUGAUAUCACCUGGUUCAUGUCUUCGUGAAUUCCGUACUCGUCCGUUUAUCGAAUGUAACGGAUUAGGCCGUUGCAACUACUUCGCUACGGCAGUAUCCUAUUGGUUAUCGACAAUCGAUGAUAAUAGAAUGUUCCUACGACCUGAACAACAAACCCUAAAAGCGGAUCAAGUGUCGAAAGUCAGCAGGUGUGCUGUGUGCAUGAGGAGAAGGCCAGGCCCACCAUCUGGUACCUACUACCAGGGAGGCGACGUGAGCUCGGUACCAAAUGCCGUAGUGCGGCGACCGCCUGUCUAUCGUCGGCCCUAUUCGCAGUACCCACGCAGAUACCGCAUCGCGCGUGGUAGACGUCGCCAGUGA